UGCACUUAUUCUUUUCACUUUCACUUUUCAAAUAAAAAAGCAAUUCUAAUUAGUGUUAGAACAAAAAUUCAUAAUUUAUAAAAUACAUUGAGUGUAGUGUGCAUAAAAAGUUUAAAAUAGACAAUUUGACGAGCAAUGUUUUCUACAAACUUGUUAUGUUUGCUGUACCUGCUACUGGCUCUUAUUAUGGAAUUCAUGCUGUGUGUUCGAUCCACUCCCAUACGAAGCUUUGAACACAUUGGCAACAGUAUUGAAGAACAACCAGAAGACGUUUUAAUUGAUUUGAUCACAAGAUAUGGACAAACAAUAAUGCGUGCCAGAGAUGACUUAGAGAACUCAAAACGGACAGUUGACUUUGGCUUGUCACGAGGUUAUUCAGGCGCUCAAGAAGCAAAGCAUAGAAUGGCGAUGGCAGUGGCAAAUUUCGCUGGCGGACCGGGAAGAAAACGUAAAGUUGAUAUCAGAAACAUAAAAGACUAAGAUUCAUUGGAGUGGAAGCCUAUGGAGGAGGGCGAAAAAGUGCAAAUAUAAAUCUUAACUAUGCAAUAAACAUGUUCCGAAUAGCCGUAAUUUUCAGCAUUUUGCAUUGUACAGGUUAAAAUAGAGCAAUAUGAAUUGUAACUAGCAAUCGCAGCCAUACUUGGAAACAUUUUCCAUUUUUUAAAUAAGAAUUCGAUUAUAAUGAGAUUACAAUAAAAUGUCUGAUAUUGAU
Molecule: messenger RNA, 712 nt
Organism: Culex quinquefasciatus (southern house mosquito)
Lineage: Eukaryota; Metazoa; Arthropoda; Insecta; Diptera; Culicidae
Gene: Dh31
Product: diuretic hormone class 2
Exons: 5
Coding region: 136-480 (114 amino acids)
Biological process (GO): body fluid secretion
Molecular function (GO): G protein-coupled receptor binding; diuretic hormone activity
Source: RefSeq, a predicted model, not a curated record